AUGGCUGCAAACGGGCUAGUCCGUGUCUUGCCUGUCAUUGACCCCUCCGCGGGACACAGCUUCAGGGAGCCCAUCAAACGCAUCCACGAGCACCAGGAUGUGUCGGAGUUCUUGUGCUCCAAAGGCUACGUGGACAUUAUGACCUUCCUGCUGCAGCUCAACCGGUCCAUGUUCCCCGCCAAAUUGCCAGAUGGGCGUGUCCAGACCUGGCCGGUGGGAUCGGAUGCGGUCGAGUACUCCGCCCCCGUCCGUCAACUACAACAACUACUAUCCAAGCUCGAAGCGAUCCUGGAAGAAGCACCACCCGAUAGGGGGCCCCGCAGAUUCGGGAACAUUAGCUUCCGCCGGUGGUAUGAGAUCGUGGAGAGCCGCGUCUCAAGCCUACUGGAAGAGUGCCUGCCCGCAGACCUUCUGAAGACUAAAUCGUCCGACCCCGACGGCCCGACAGCAGAGGUAGAGCUCAAGGCCUAUUUUCUGGGUAGCUGGGGAAGUCCCCAACGCCUGGAUUACGGCACGGGUCAUGAGCUGAGCUUUCUGGCCUUCUUGGGGGCUCUAUGGAAACUAAACGGGUUCCCUCGGAACACCCCAGGGGUGGAGGAACGAGCUAUCGUUUUGGGCGUGAUCCAACCUUACCUGGAACUCGUCCGCAUCAUCAUCAGGAGCUACACGCUGGAGCCGGCCGGGUCUCACGGCGUGUGGGGAUUAGACGAUCAUUCGUUCAUUCCCUACAUCUUCGGCUCGGCGCAGUACGCCCCGGCUCUUUCGCAAACGGACCAAGUCCCUGAGGAGGGCUCCCUUCCUGAUGCACCUGACCCCAACGGUGUCGCGAAGGCGGCCGUCGUGGAACGGGAGCGACAAACAAACCUGUAUUUCUCUGCUAUUGGGUUCAUCUACGAUGUGAAGAAGGGGCCGUUCUGGGAACAUAGUCCGAUGCUCUACGAUAUUUCAGGCAUCCGCACCGGCUGGGCCAAGAUCAACAAGGGUAUGAUCAAGAUGUACAACGCGGAAGUUCUGUCCAAGUUCCCCGUCGUCCAGCAUUUCCCCUUUGGGUCCUUGUUUAGCUGGGAUCGCGACCCCAACGCGGUGCCCCCUCCGUCUACGGUGCAUGCCGCCUCAGGGCCUCAGUCGCGACCCCAGGAACCUUCCACACAGCAUCCUGCACCGGGGACCAUGGCUCCUUGGGCUGCCGGCUCACAGACAAGCCCCGCGGGUGGUGGCACCGCUGCACCCUGGGCUGGAGGCCCAGCAAGAGCCCCGAUUCUGCCUGAUACCUCACGGUUACCCCCGGGACCCAUGGCGCCUACCCGAGCGCCGUGGGCGAGUGCCCAGCAAAGGCCGGCUCCGGGUGGACCGGCGACCCAGGAGGACAUGCUCACGAAGGCCCCUUGGGCCAAGUAA
This is a messenger RNA of Aspergillus aculeatus ATCC 16872, 1398 nucleotides long. RefSeq lists its product as uncharacterized. Gene Ontology annotation, cellular component: protein phosphatase type 2A complex; cytoplasm; nucleus. NCBI's taxonomy places the organism in Eukaryota, Fungi, Ascomycota, Eurotiomycetes, Eurotiales, Aspergillaceae. The record is from RefSeq and is a predicted model, not a curated record. Gene Ontology annotation, biological process: mitotic spindle organization. Bases 1 to 1398 code for a protein of 465 amino acids. Gene Ontology annotation, molecular function: peptidyl-prolyl cis-trans isomerase activity; protein tyrosine phosphatase activator activity. The transcript is spliced from 3 exons.